Messenger RNA from Anoplopoma fimbria (sablefish), 2025 nucleotides. It is a transcript of the gene pold2, whose product is annotated as polymerase (DNA directed), delta 2, regulatory subunit. NCBI's taxonomy places the organism in Eukaryota, Metazoa, Chordata, Actinopteri, Perciformes, Anoplopomatidae. Gene Ontology annotation, molecular function: DNA binding. The transcript is spliced from 11 exons. Bases 189 to 1604 code for a protein of 471 amino acids. Gene Ontology annotation, cellular component: delta DNA polymerase complex. The record is from RefSeq and is a predicted model, not a curated record. Gene Ontology annotation, biological process: DNA replication; DNA strand elongation involved in DNA replication.
UGUUUUUCUUUGCCGUGCACGUGUUCUCGCGAGAAUACAGGUUAACGUUGAGCCGGUGAUUUCGCGGGAAUUGUUUCGUUCGCUCGCCGACAAGGAAAACAACGUGUGAUAUCUAUAAAUAUAACGUAGUAGCCGAUGUCAGAACGGUGAACAGUUGAAGCUUGACUUCCCAUCUUGUAAGGACAGUCAUGUUUUCCGACAUAAGCGCCCAGAAGGAGGCUUCCUCUCUGCUCUGCCGCCCUGCGUCCGAGGACCAGGGGCCGGUGUUUGAGAGGGUGUCGCCGGCCUACACAUCAUGCUCCGAGCGCUACAAAGUCGGGGAGCGGAGUUUCACUCGUCAGUAUGCUCAUAUUUACGCCGCAAGACUCAUGCAGAUGAGGCCCUUGCUGUCAGAGAGAGCCCAGCAGAAGUGGGGACCAGAUGUGACUAUCAGGGAGCUGUGUGAUCUUCAGACAGGGGAGCAGUGUUGCAUUGUGGGAACCUUGUUCAAGCGUAUGGAAUUGCAGCCAUCUAUCCUGAAAGAGAUCAGCGAGGAGCACAACCUGCUGCCGCAGCCUGCACGAGCAAAAUACAUCAGUGAAACAGAUGAGCUGAUUCUGGAGGAUGAGCUGCAAAGGAUCAAACUGGAGGGCAAAAUUGACAAAGACAAGUGUGUCACAGGUAGUGUUAUUGCAAUAUAUGGAGCCGAGAAGAAUGAUGGGAAGUUCACAGUUGAGGACUUUUGCAUGGCCGAUCUUCCGCUACAGACACCAAGACCUGCACUCAGCUCUGACAGGUUUGUGCUCCUGGUCUCAGGACUUGGUCUAGGCAGUAGUCAUGCUGACAGCAUGCUGGGGCUACAGUUGCUGGUUGACAUGGUAACUGGUCAGCUUGGUGACCAGGGGGAGCAGAGCGGGGCAGCAACAAUUUCCAGGGUCCUACUGGCUGGAAACCUCCUGAGCCAGAGCACCCAGGACAAGGACGCAUCAACGAAGCCUAAGUACCUUACCAAGAAGACUCAGGCUGGCAGUGUUGAGGCCAUUCGUCUGCUGGAUGAGAUGCUGUGUCAGCUGGUGGCCUCAGUUCCAGUGGAUGUAAUGCCGGGCCACCACGACCCCACCAACUACACCCUUCCUCAGCAGCCACUCCACCGCUGUAUGUUCCCUUUGUCCUCAGUGUACCCAACACUACAGUUGGUCUCUAAUCCACACCAAGCUAUCAUUGAUGGAGUGAGGUUCCUGGGCACAUCAGGACAGAAUGUCUGUGACAUUCAGAGGUACAGCAGCAUGGACAGUCACCUGGAAAUACUGGAGGAUACGCUACGACUCAGACAUCUAGCCCCUACAGCACCUGAUACUCUGGGUUGUUACCCAUUUUACCAAAAAGACCCUUUCAUCUUGGAGGAGUGUCCCCACGUUUACUUCAGUGGCAACGCCCCAACCUUUGAGUCCAAGCUCAUCAAAGGUCCUGAUGGCCAGGAAGUCCUUUUGGUGACUAUUCCACUCUUCAGCAGCACCCAAACGGCAUGCCUGGUCAAUUUACGUACACUUACAUGUGAGCCAGUCAGCUUCUCGGCCUUCUCCGCUGACGACGAUGAGGAAAGUGAGAUGAAUGUCAGCCACUGAGGAUCCAUAUCCACAUGCAGUACAACAUGCUGUCACUUCUUGGACACUAUUGAUGACUAUUCAGACUGAUUUCACUUGACCAGAGAGGAGUCACAACAACAUUGGACCAAGACAUACAGUUCUUUCUAAACUGAUGCUGUCUAGUAUCAUAAUGGUCAAUGGAAAGCUGUUAGAAUUUCCUUACAGGGUUACUUCUAAUGUUUCCUUUUACAGGGUGUUUUUUUUCUGUGAUGGGUAAACAGCGCUGAUAUUCCAGUUUUCUACUCUUAUAUCAGUGUUCACAAAGAUACUAGAAAAAGGAGACAAGCGUUGUGUAUUAAAAAGCCUUUAUUUGAAAAAUAACUCUACUCCAGCUGUGUCUGAGGCAACAUGAUAGAAGACUCCUUCUCUCCUCUGACUCUGUUAACAAGUUUGAACAAAU